Messenger RNA from Mesorhabditis belari, 1611 nucleotides. NCBI's taxonomy places the organism in Eukaryota, Metazoa, Nematoda, Chromadorea, Rhabditida, Rhabditidae. The record is from the annotation of a GenBank genome assembly.
AUGCAAUUGUGCACGAUCGUCCUUUUGGCUGUGCUGCUGCUUGUUGCGGUGUUUUUUGUUGAGGCUCGACCUGGAGUACGUCGUGGUGGACCCCGUCGAUCGCGAUGGGGCUCAAUGACAGCAAACGAUGUGGAAAAUUUUAAAAAGUCCCUUGGUCGAACGAAUCUCGAGCGUUUCCACAACGCUUUAGUCAGACACCGAGCCGAUAUCGAUCAGGAAAUCGAUGAACAAACGAAGGAUUUCAAUGAGAAAAUCAAGCAAGUUCGCACGAAAACCCGCUCGAAAUCGUGGCAUAAACUUGGGGACAGUGUGGCUGAGGUAAACGAGAACGUUGGCGUUGCCGAGAACCUCUACAAAGGAGAUAUGGCGUUGAUCAACGAACAAAUCGACUUGCUUCUUGGGGAAUACGUUGAUGAAAGUGAUGCGAGUGGGUCCAACAAAACAAUCGAAAACCCUAUUCACAAUCGUUUCCGUCGUCAAGCCUAUCGUCCAACAAAAUAUCCUGUCACUUUAUGGGGAAUGGGCAGCUCAACGCCGAUUUUCUAUUAUCAAUUCGAUUCCUCACUCUCGCCUGCUGCGAAACUUGUCGCCGAAAUUGCAAUUACCUACUGGCGAAACUAUACGUGUAUCAAUUUUUUGGAAUCGUCGACGGCUGUAAAUCGCACCCGUUUCUUCAAGGGAUCCGGCUGUUAUUCGUACAUCGGAAUGAUUGGCGGAGUGCAGGAUCUCUCGCUUGGGAAUGGAUGUGAGAGUGUGGGCACAGCUUUACACGAGAUCGGCCACGCGCUGGGUUUCUUCCAUACCCAAUCUCGAAACGAUCGUGACACGUAUAUCACUAUCAAUUACAACAAUAUCCCACAAGAUUGGCUAGGACAGUUCAGAAAGGAGACAACAGCGACGAAUUUCAACUACGGAAUGCCAUACGACUACGGUAGCGUGAUGCAAUAUGGCGGAGCGUCGGUGUCACCCGAUGGCUCGACAACAAUGCUUGCUAAAGCUCCUCAAUAUCAAGACACGAUGGGCUCGGAUUUCGCCUCGUUCUACGAUCUUUCCAUGAUGAAUGAACACUACAAGUGUACCGCCAAGUGCACAACUGGAGCCGUAUGUUUGAAUGGAGGGAUUCGGAAUUCGCGCAAUUGUGCCUCUUGCCUUUGCCCCUCGGGAUGGGGUGGAACCACGUGCAAUACAAGGGCAUCCGGUUGUGGAGAGACGCUGAUCGCCACGUCUACCGUGCAAUCGCUGACGAUUAGUGUCGGAGAUGGGCGAAAUGUUGAGAAUCCAAAUUUUGCCAAAUGCAAUUAUAUUAUCGCGGCUCCAACCGGGAAAAAGGUGGAAAUCGUGCUACAAACGUUGAGCAAUCAACAAUGCUUUGAGGGAUGUAUCUAUACGGGAAUUGAGAUCAAAGGGAUUUCCGAUCAUCGCUUCACUGGAAUGAGAUAUUGUUGCCCUGAUGACGCAAAGACGAAGAUCAUUUCCGAGGGAAAUCAAGUGCCAGUGAUCGCUUUCAAUCGCUUCUCCAAGAGCGCCGUCACGCUCACCUAUCGAUACGUCGAAGCAACGAUCCCUUCAACGCUGACAACGGGAAACAUUGUGGCCACAAAGCCUACUUAU